Messenger RNA from Lasiosphaeria miniovina, 882 nucleotides. RefSeq lists its product as uncharacterized. The transcript has a single exon. Bases 1 to 882 code for a protein of 293 amino acids. Lineage: Eukaryota; Fungi; Ascomycota; Sordariomycetes; Sordariales; Lasiosphaeriaceae. The record is from RefSeq and is a predicted model, not a curated record.
AUGGCAAGCUUCGCAGCAGUCAUCAAGGAUUUGGCGCAGACCGAGGCCGAUCUCAAGAUCAAGGGCGACAAGCUGCAGAGCGUCAUCAUGACCACAAACGGCGCCACCGACCAGCCGGAGCAGCCGGCCGGGAAAGUGCUUGCAGCGCUGAACGCCUACGAGGACGCGCUGCAGGAGAAGGUGUAUGUCGAAAACGAGAUCGAGGGAAUGACCGCGCGCGAGAUCUGCCUCGGCACGCAGUCCAUGCUCGAGCAGUCGCAGAAGGCUCUCGACGACGCAGCCGCUGAGAACGCGGCGCUGCGCGACCUCGUCACGCGCCUCCAAGACACGGUCGCCAAGAAGACGCUCUACAAGGCCGGCCUCGACCACAACGACAUGCAGGAGCGCGCCUCCGACCUCAACUACAGGCUGAGGCAAAAGGCCCUCACCGUUGCUGCCGCUGGUUCCUGGGAACAAGACCUCGUCGAGCGCAUUGGCGAGCUCGAGGAAGAUCUCGCGAACAUGUCGCAAGAACUCGCAACGACCAAGGACGAGCUCGCUGUGCAGCGCACGCUCACCGACAUGCUGCAGGACAGGGUCGACAUAUACGAGCGUGACUCGGACUUGGACUCGGAGUCUGGCGAGGAAGCCCUCGAGGAGGCUGCUGUUGUCGUUGCUGAGAACAUUGAGAGCUCUCCCUCGUCGUUUACUACUGGCCACCGCUCCCCGAAGAGAUCUACUCAGAGCGCCGUGGAAUUUGACAUGUCGCCUGCGGCCAAGCGGCAGAGAUUCUCAGUGUCGUUGUCGGAGGAGGAGGAGGAGAAUUUCAAGACCGCUCCGGACUCCAAGGACUUUUGGAGAACGCUAUUUGAGGAGGGAAUGGAGGCGAAAAGGCUGUGCUAG